Messenger RNA from Sinocyclocheilus anshuiensis, 3628 nucleotides. Its product is annotated as pleckstrin homology domain-containing family G member 3. Gene Ontology annotation, molecular function: guanyl-nucleotide exchange factor activity; small GTPase binding. The record is from RefSeq and is a predicted model, not a curated record. The coding region runs from base 131 to 3628 and encodes 1165 amino acids. Gene Ontology annotation, biological process: regulation of establishment of cell polarity. NCBI's taxonomy places the organism in Eukaryota, Metazoa, Chordata, Actinopteri, Cypriniformes, Cyprinidae. The transcript has 19 exons.
CAGUGCUGCUGCAUAUGAAAUGUUCAUACUGAGUCUCUCCGAUGAAAACAAUACACACAUAAAUGUCUCCAAGGUGCGAAUGAACUGCAUGCGCCUCAAAUAACGAGGAACUCAGUCGUGUGUGAGGGACAUGAGAGAAGAGUCCAGCUGCACUCACAACAACAGCCUGAUGGGAGAAGCAGAAUGUCAUCGUCUGUCUACCAGUUCGUCUGUGGGGAGUCACGAUCCACGGUCCGCAGACUGCUACUCGCUGUCCAGCACUGAGCCUUCAGAGGACGGCUUGUCGGUCAACGCCGUGUCCACCGUCUCGUCCGAGUCGUCCAUCGAGGGCAACAGCGGCUCGCCGACAGCACGGUCCGUGGGAGCUGAUAUUGACCUGGAGCUCAGUCCUCCAGAGCUGCUCGGCUUGGACUGGCCGGUUGGGGAACCAUCGGUCACGACUCCAGACCCUCCAUCGCCAUUCGCCACCGUCACCAUGGCGCCCAACCCUCAGCUCACAUACGUGGAUCGUGUCGUCAUGGAGAUUAUCGAGACGGAGAGAAUGUACGUCAGGGAUCUGCGCAGCAUCGUAGAGGAUUAUCUUGUCCACAUUAUUGACACCCGGGACCUUCCCAUCAAACCAGAGCAAGUGUGUUCACUUUUUGGGAAUAUUGAACACAUUUAUGAGUUCAACAGUGAGUUAUUACAGUCUUUAGACAUGUGUGCCAGUGAUCCUGUGGCCAUUGCACGCUGCUUUGUGGACAAGAGCGAGUAUUUCGAGAUCUACACGCAGUACUGUACAAACUACCCUAAUUCGGUGGCAGUGUUGACAGACUGUCUGAGGAAUAAAACUCUGGCCAAGUUCUUCAGGGAUCGGCAGGCGUCGCUCAAGCGCUCUCUUCCGUUGGGUUCUUACCUGCUCAAACCAGUUCAGAGGAUCCUCAAAUAUCACCUGCUGCUUCAGGAAAUUGCCAAACACUUCGACCCUGAGGAGGACGGGUACGAUGUGGUGAUCGAGGCCAUAGACAGCAUGACCGGAGUCGCCUGGUACAUCAACGACAUGAAGAGAAAACACGAGCACGCCGUGAGACUUCAGGAGAUCCAGUCUCUGCUCAUAAACUGGAAGGGUCCGGAUCUGACCACAUACGGCGAGCUAGUUCUGGAAGGAACGUUUCACGUCCACCGUGCCAAAAACGAGAGAACCCUCUUCCUGUUCGAUAACAUGCUGCUCAUCACCAAGAAACGAGUGGAACAUUACGUCUACAAGACUCACAUCUCGUGUUCCACACUGAUGCUGAUAGAAAGUGCCAAAGAUUCGCUGCGCUUCAGCGUGACGCAUUACAAGCACCCCAAGCAGCCGCACACGGUUCAGGCCAGAACGGUGGAAGAGAAGAAACUGUGGGCUCAUCACAUAAAGAGACUCAUUCUGGAGAACCAUCAUGCCGUUAUCCCGCAGAAAGCCAAAGAUGCCAUUCUGGACAUGGACUCGACAUGUCCAGUAAAGUACCGCUACAGCCCAGACAGGCUGAAGAAAGCAUCGUCCCGUCAGACGGAAGAUUUCUCUGCUGUGUUAAAGGAACGGAGACGCUCGGAACCGGCGAAACGAACUGUUAGAAGCACUAAAGGCACACUUAAGCAUGCAGACAGCGAAGGUACUUUAUUAGUGGAUAAAGACCGUCUUUCCAUACUGCCCUCUACCAACGUCACGACCGUGAGCUCAAACCCAGAACUCAAGACUGCGUUACCUGGAAUGAUUCAGAACGGACAAGAUCAUGAAUCCAGCACAGGCUCGUGGGAUGACGUCAAGGAUUGUAGACUUGAAGAGAAAGCAAAGAGCGCAGAGGACCGAAUAGGAGGAGAUAAUGAAGAGGAAGAUCUGAUGGGAGUCGAGCAGAAGAGAGAAGGUUGUUGGGAAAAUUGGCCAAUGAACAAAAGCAGCCAAACACCCACUAAAGAAAAGCAUGAUGAUACGAAUGAAAGUUUGUCUCUCUUUGGACAGAGCUCAACUGGAGAACGCAGUUCACAGAAGAUCUUCUCUCCCUUUAGCGAGUCAGAGGAGACAGGAGUGGACCAAUCAGAUAAUUAUCCCGAAAUGUGUGGUACAAUAAUGGCAGGAUGCCACACUGAUCCAGAGAUAGUACACCUCAAUAAUAGAGGACAAGAAAUCAGAGAUAAUAUGGAGGACUGUGUUGUAUUCCCAUCCCCUACUGGACUUGAAGUACAGGAAAAGGAAGGGACUCCAGCCAGCAGGAACCUCUCAGACGAUGUGCAGAACUUGGAGGUAGAUGUGGAUGUUGAAGCACCUGGUGGCCUCUUGUCUUCAUCCGUACUGGACAAGGCAAGCAAUAUCUCAGAGCGAUGUGCCAGCAGCCUCUCUCGAAGAAGUAGUCUAGGAGUCGAAGGGUCGUUUGACUUGGGCUGCCCAUCUUCUCGGUCGGAAAGUAGAAGAAGCAGUUUGCUCAGCAGUGGUGCUGAGUCUCAUGAGAAAGACAAAGGCCAAGAGUUUAGACGGUCCACUCCAGAAUCAAUUACAGAGACUGUUCCUGACAGCCCGUUCAUACCAGACCAAAGAUCUGAAAAGAAACAAGACACUCUUUCCAAAAAGGACCAAUUGCUCAUACAUAAGAUUCAGUGGUACUACAAACAUGCUGAGCACCAGGAUGCCAGCUUUGCUGUCAAGCGCAGAGAGAGCCUUUCAUACAUCCCUGCAGGCCUAGUCCGUAAUCUCAGCCAGCAACUCAAUGACCUUGCAGACGAAGAUUUGACAUUGCACAAGAGGGCGUCUUCUGUCACAAGGCCAACUUUAUGGUCUGUCUUUAAUCUUCCAGGCUUGGGGGAUGACAAGAAAGCAAUGGAUAGCUCUGAUUUUGGGGUCCCUGCAAAUGGCAAAGAGUCCAAGCUUAGAGAUCUAAGUGGGAAUGAGGAAUUCCAGCCUGCAUCUGACAUGGUUAAAGUGUGGCAAGACAUGGAAGUGGAGAUAACUGGGACUUUUGAACAACAUCAGGACUCAGAGAAUUCCCAAAUGACUGCACCUGGUGAAGAAAAGAAAGCAGAAACCAGUAAGGUGAGCUCGGAUAGUGGACUUGGGGAACCUCUAGUAAUAUUGGAAGAAUCUGAUGAAAGCUCUACCUCAUCCCCAAUCAACAACGUCUUAGAAAAGGACAAGAUGCAAGAUUUCCAGAGGCAUCCAAACGAGGAACACAAAUUACAAGAGCGGCACAAGGUCAACCACCCUCCUCUACCAGAGAUCAUCUCCUUAAGGUCCGCCAAUGAGGAUGAACUCAUCCUUCAAGAUAUGGAGAAGAUGAAAAAUAAGGUGUUCCAUUUGGCCAGGCAGUACAGUCAGCGUAUCAAAAACAACAGACCGGUAGUAAGGCAGAGGCCCAAGAUCUCGGAGAACCAUUUUGUUCCCAAGAACCUGUCUUCGGUGAUUGAGGAGAGACCUCCAGGAAAAGAGAAAGACUGUCCUAAAAAGAGUCAACAAAGUAUCUUUUACAUGUUGUUGAUGAAGAUGAUGAUGAUGAUGAUGAAGAUGAACUCCUCCCCUCCUGCUGAGCAGGUUUCAGGUUCUCAGUCUCUCGCUGAAGGUCUGACUCCGGACAGUUAUGGAGAAGCAGAGCGACUCAGACAGCUAGAGACACACGACUAA